This is a messenger RNA of Lathyrus oleraceus (garden pea), 777 nucleotides long. RefSeq lists its product as uncharacterized. NCBI's taxonomy places the organism in Eukaryota, Viridiplantae, Streptophyta, Magnoliopsida, Fabales, Fabaceae. The record is from RefSeq and is a predicted model, not a curated record. The transcript has a single exon. The coding region runs from base 1 to 777 and encodes 258 amino acids.
AUGUGGAAUGACGAUUUCCAAAAAACCUUCGAAGCCUUUACAGAUAGUAGAGACGCAUUUGAAGCCAUUUUUGCUCUACUCACUUAUGGAAUUGUGCUCUUCCCAAACAUUGAUAACUUUAUGGAUGUUAAUGUUGUGCGAAUGUUCUUAAAUGGUAACCCAAUACCCAUAUUACUUGGAGAUACCUAUCAUUUUAUCCAUCACAGGACUAAGAAAGGUGGUGGAACCAUUCUUUGUUGUGCACCACUCCUAUAUAAGUGGUUUAUUUCUCACUUACCCAGAUCCAGGCUCUUUAGGGAGAAUCCACAUAAGCUCAGACGGUCUCAGAGGUUCAUGUCCAUUGAUCAAGAGAAUAUACAUUUGUAUGACCCCUUCUAUGAUGUUGGAGUAAUUAUUGAUAGUUGUGGUGAAUUUCCUAAUGUACCUCUCCUUGGUGUACAUAUGGGAUUUAACUACAACCCCCUCAUUGCCAGGCACCAGUUAGGAUAUCAUAUGGUAGAUAAACCUGAUAACCUUUUGUUGUCAGGUUUCUCUUACCUCAAUGAAGAAGAGAGUUCCGGUUUGAAGGAUAGAAUCAUACAUGCUUGGCGCAAUAUUCACAAGAAAGGAAAAGGCCGAUUAGGAAGAAAUGAUUGUGUUACUUUUGAGCCCUACACCCAAUGGGUUUAUGCUAGAGCCAAUGAACUUAAGAUGCCCUAUGCUCCUGAGAAGCCCUCAUUCCCUUAUGCUAUAACAUCAUCAUCCACCAUUCCUAUUAAGAAUAAGGAAGAGUUUUAA